Molecule: messenger RNA, 1193 nt
Organism: Cutaneotrichosporon oleaginosum
Lineage: Eukaryota; Fungi; Basidiomycota; Tremellomycetes; Trichosporonales; Trichosporonaceae
Source: RefSeq, a predicted model, not a curated record
CUUGCCAUCCCUCAUGCCCAUCUACGCCUUCGGCGCAACCCCCGCCGGCCGCAUCCGCGCCCCGACACAAAUCUACCCGCUGUCAGGCGACGACGACGCGCGCGUCGCCUUCCACAGCUGGACGCAUACGCUGCUGCACACGCGCGAAGGCCUCCUCCAACUCCCCGACACGCUCCUGCCCUCCGCGCUUGUCGUGGGCGGCGACAAGCCGCAGAUGGUGCACAUAGACUCUCCCGAAGGCAGAUGGGACGGCGUCGCCGUGACGGACGCGGGCCCCGCCCUCGGUAUCUCUGGGGGCGGGGUAUACGUCCUCCCGCCAGCCUCCCCCGCUCACUCGCGUACGAAACCGGCCUCGCCCACGAAUCUCGCGUCGCUCGAGAAGCUCGAGCACCCGCUGCUGCGCGGCCGCAUGGCGGCCGUCGCGACCGAGAGCCGCGCCGCGAUCCUCGCGGGCGGCGAGGUGCUUGAAGUCGUCUGGGAGUGGCGGGGCGGGCGCGUGCGCCUCGAGGUCGUCGAGGAAAUUGGUGGGCUGGACGUCCAGAGGAUCGUGGCCGGGCGGGGGGAUAGGAUUGGCGCGGUGACGCGCGCGGGGGAGGCAUAUGUCCUCGAGCCUGGUGGCGAUGUGCGGCGGAUCUCGUUGCGGGAGAGAGAGGAGGGAGGGGAAGAGGACGGUGCGGUGAGCGAUGAAGGAGAGGAGGCAGAAGAGGACGCAGGAGGAGACGCCGCCGACAACGACGACGACGACGACGACAACGGCAUCACUGACCUCGCCCUCGGGCCCGACUAUGAGCUCGUCCUCGCAUCUGGAGAGGUGUGGGCGCGGGGAAACAACGACUUUGGCCAGCUCGGGCAAGGCCAUACGCGCACAGUGGAGGGAUGGGUGCGCGUCCCGGUGCCGCCGGCACGGAGGGUAUUCGCGGGGCGCCUCUCGGCUGUGGUCGAGUGCGGAGCAGGAGCGUAGGCGAUAUGAUUGUGAUUUUAUGAUGUGGGGAGCACCGAGGUAGAGGCUUGUACAUAGAUCAUGUUCAUGUCGACCGAGGAGAUAGCCGAUCAAGCAUCAAGCAGGACGACAUUCCGGACACCGCAGUGGAAAGAGCGAUGAGCCGGACAUCCGGAAUAGGUGGGCCGAGCAUGGGCUUGCCUAGGCCGAGUAUCCGCCAGCCGCCAGACGCGUCUAGCACAGCAGCAUUAGU